Doryrhamphus excisus (bluestripe pipefish) is the source of this 3810-nucleotide messenger RNA. The record is from RefSeq and is a predicted model, not a curated record. NCBI's taxonomy places the organism in Eukaryota, Metazoa, Chordata, Actinopteri, Syngnathiformes, Syngnathidae.
AUCCCAGCUGUCUUUGUGCUAGAGGUGGGGUACACCUCUACACCCGCCGUGCAGCGGAAAUAGACAUACCAGCGUUUAUUUUGGCUUUAACAGGUCAUCUGCAGUGAAAAGAACUACGCAUAUAAAUACAAAGGCAGAUGCCAUUUUCUCCUCCGCCCAGUAGGGGCGCUGUGAAGUAGUAACCCUCCAAAUGGACCGUCAUAGAAGUCUUUUGUUGGUUGUAACCAUACACUGUAUCAAGCUAUUUUCCUCGACCCCGAUUUUUUGCCAAUGCAAAGUUCCCAUUUCACAUUUUUCAAUUUAAUUUAAUUCCAUUUGGUAUUUUUUCAGAAACAUUUUCUUUCCGGAAUACGAACCAGGACGUCUGACGUGCGUUCACGGUUAGAUAUAACGUGUUUGCUACCAAGUAAGCUAAUCGAGCUUUACCUUGGCUGGAUACUCGUACCCGCUGUACUUUUUGCUGUACUGUUCGUUUAUUUGCGAUACAGUUGUAUUGGCUGCAGCGUCGAGUCGUUGCUCUCUGAAAGGAGAACAGUCGGCCUGAAAAUGUCGGGUUCAACGUAGCACGGUGGGGGUGUGCACAGAUAUCGCUAGUACUUAACGAAGGACGGGGGUUUGGCUAAAGAAUGGAUCGGCCUGAUUGGGAAGAUUUUGCACACUACCAACAGAGGAAUGUGAAUCCAGAUUACCAGAGAGUGAACGAUCCACGCAGUUUUUCCAGCCAGGAUGCACAUUCUGGGGAACCUCUGGAAAAUGAUGAUGAUAAUAAUGCAGAGCUGGCCAGAAAAAGGAGUAUGCUUCGACACACAGAAGUUCAGAUCCUGCAAAAGAAAACUGCCAUUGCUCAGAUGAAAAUUGAACAGAUUGAUACGGAACUACCAUCACUGGACUGUAUGAGUGCACCUCUUAAGGACAGGGUAACUACAAUUUUGCAGUGGCAACAUUCUCCCAGCUUCCUGUCAAAGUGCAAGAUGUUCAAGAUGACGCCCAGUCACAGCAAAGAGUGGGUGCCGCUGGAAGAUCAUCACUUCCUGAAGCUGAGAGUGAAAGCUCUAAUGAGGCGGCAUCGAAGUGAUCAUCCCAGUAAAACUCCAUCAAAGAACCCGGUGUCUAAUCACACGGCCGCCACACCGCCUGUUCCACCAUCCCCUCCCCGUCAAAGUGUUACUUCUGCAGCCCGAGAGGAGAGCGCCGCAAACAAAGGCUUUGAGCGCUUCCUCAGCUUGCUCAACAAAGGAGUCGACCUUGACCUGCUCAAUAGGAUCGUCAACGAUGACAGCGAAGAUUUUCAUUUAAAACACCAACCCUUCAACAUUCAGCCCUGUGGUGUCAAGGAGGUUCUGGGUACGCCCAUCGGCAAGAGUGGAACGUUGCCACCAGAGAGGACGGAGCAGUCCACUUGCCAGCACUACCCAGGCCAGAGAUGCCCUCUCUCUGAUGACAAGCACAGAAAAGACAGAAAAGAGAGAUUUGGAUCCACAUCUCCUCCAACAGUAGAGAAGAAAAAAGUAGCAGAGGUUGAUGAGAGGUGUGAACAGCUCCAGAACAUCCUCAACACUCUGGGCUUGAGCCUGGAAGAGGAAGAGAUGAGCCAACUAACAGACCGGACUCAAGAGAGGCUGUAUGGGAGAAGGAACGAGAGCAGGCAGGUGGCCUCAAGUGGCUCCUGUGAAACCAGCAGGAAGUCAUCUUCUCGGAGCCGGAGUCGCAGUCCCUCCGGCGGAUGGAGCUCCAACAGCAGAAACUCUAUGGAUCGCCGCAAGGAAAAGUCUUUUUCUGAGUGCAGUGAAUCUGCUCUCAACCAAGAUGGCGCAGAAGCACAGACACGCUUUGCUGGCAACAAUGAAGACAGGAUGGCCUUGGUCAAACCCCCUCACCCCCAUUCCCAUCCAGAUGGUGAUACUUUUCCUGGUUACAGUGUGCCUCAGUAUCCACAAUGCAAUGCUCCUUUCAACGGGGACAUGAUUUGUGGCUGGACGCCCGCUCAGGGUGCCAGUUGCACUUUAAAUUACCCCGUCAGUUCUCCUUACUCAUCGGGCCCCUACCACUUUGACCCCACUGCUGUUUCCGUAGACCCUAGAUUAAGAUACCAGGACCACCAUUCCCUUCCAGAUGUAUUCUUGAUUAAUCCAGACCUGUCUUUGAGUGAAUGUCAGUUUGGCCCAAAUACUGGCCUGCCGCGGUUCCUAAAGCCGGUUGCCAAACAGCAGCCUGCUACGAAAAGGUGGAAAAAGAAGAGUAUCCAGAAAAGGCAAGCUGAGAGAGAGAAAUGGCUCAGAUGGAAGGCAAAACGGCAAGGCGUGUUGUCCCUGCAGGCUCCAAAGGCCAGUACAAAUACCGAAAUUAAACCGGCGACAAAUGUGUCGUCUCUGUGGGCUCCAAAGGCCAGUACAAAUAUCAUCGAAAUGAAACGGAGAAGUGAGCCUCCGAAGACAGUGGAGCCUACGCAUGGGCAGAAAUGCCCAGAAGUCGAGCUGUCAAAAGAGGGAAAACGACUACUUACAGAUGAGGAAAUUAAGGCGAACCUGAGAAAAAAGUUGGAAGCAUUUAACCAGAAGAACAAGUCUCACACCAAGGCAAAAUCCUGACACACAAGGUACGGGUCGCAGGGGCAACAUUCCUAGUCGGGAAGCCCAGACUUCCCAGUCCUCGGCCACCUCUUCCAGUUCCACCAGGAGGACACCCAAGUCCUUCCCAGCCCAGCUGUGAGACAUAAUCCCCUCAGUGUGUCCUCUGUCUGAGCAUGCCUGGAACACCUCCCCAGGGAGGCACCCGGACCAGAUGCCCGACCCGCCUCAACUGGCUCCUCUCGAUGUGAAGGAGCAGCGGCUCUACUCUGUGCCCCAAUUUCUACUUUCUACUACCGCUUAAUCGAGUCAUAUGUUAAUGCAUAUUAGUGCCUUCACAAGUGGCAAGAAGCAUCCUCUAGCAACAUGUACCAAAUGAUUUUAUUUAAAGUCAAUCCUCCUCGCUUUACACGGCAUUUGUAAAUAUCCAAAGGCUACUUCAAUUAAGAAUUGUAAUAACCUUAAAAAAUCAGAGACAAUUGUGUCUGUUAGAUCCAUAAUAAACCCUGAUAGGCUACUGGAAUGGCCUGUAUCCUAGGCUAAUCAAAUUCCACUAAUACGAUGUGUAAUCAUGUACAACCCCACUCCCAAAAUGACAAUUGAAGGGCUUCUAAGAUCAUUGCAUCAUGUUGGAAAGAGCAAAAACAAACGCUUUGGAUGGAACCUGAUCAAAUCCUCAAAUAAAACACGACCAUAAAUAUGAACACCGGACCUCUACUGUGAUAUAAAUAGGAAUGCAGUUGAGUUUAGAGUUCAUCCUUCUCUUCCCCUUGACAGUAGCAUGAUGCUCUCUGGCUGUUCAUGUAGGGUCUGCAGCCUAGAGUCCACACCGUGUUGAACAAAGUGUCUGCCACUGUUUCACAUGCUGGCGAGAGAAUGGAAUAGGUUACCUCACUGUCGAUGUGGGAUUGCAGACUGUGUAGUAAUACCAACCUUCUACUUUGGACACAAAGCCCAGGCUCUUCUUGAGGUCUGAGCAGAUGCUGUGGAGGCACCAGCGGAACUUGGAGUCACAGCGGUACUUGUUAGAACCGCAGGUGUCGUAACAUAUAUCCAGCUGGUUGCAACACUUGGUCAUGGCGGGGAUCCCCAUGUCCAUCUGAAGUACAACAUACAGUGCUCAUUCCCUUAUUUUGUUUGAUGCCACAAAAUACCAUUUCAAUUACAAGGCCCAAAUGUCUGGAGUUUUGUUUAAAGUGGAAAAUAAACGUGGGACUACAUUUCCUGUUUCUUCAACUUUUGA